Molecule: messenger RNA, 1607 nt
Organism: Drosophila guanche
Lineage: Eukaryota; Metazoa; Arthropoda; Insecta; Diptera; Drosophilidae
Gene: ben
Product: ubiquitin-conjugating enzyme E2 N
Exons: 2
Coding region: 546-1001 (151 amino acids)
Source: RefSeq, a predicted model, not a curated record
CGCAUACGCGCACACAGCAGCAACGUCUACAAUUUUUUUUCAAGUGUGUUCGACAUUCAUAAUUUUUUGUGGUGGAGCUAGCUGCCAGAAACAAAAAGAAAUAUUAACCAAAUUGACGGAAAAGGCCGUCUAAAUCGUCCAAUCUUAUUGUUGGCAAGAAAACGUAUCUCGAGAACCCUGUGAGUGUGCAACUUUUGUUCAACCCCCGUUCUUUUUUUUCUUGUUUCUCUUGCAAAUCCCACCAUUAUAGAGAAAAAUCAUAGUUUUUCUCUCUAAAACAACGAAAUUCAGUGUCAAAGUGCAAAAAAACGUGGACAACGUGUUAGAGGUGGCGGCAAGCAAAGUAAACGCGCAUUUUACGCAAAAAUUUGCUAAAUAAAGUUGAUAAAAACCGACAGCGGCUUAACAAAUCUGCCUAAAGAACACACACACACACACACACAGAGGAGCAUUUCUUCAAGGAAGGUGAGUAUCAGAGACGCAGCCUAGCAGAAGGAAGCCACCUAGAAGAAGCUGGAAAAAGUUGAAGGAAAGCAGAAGAGAAAAUGUCGAGUCUGCCACGCCGUAUAAUCAAGGAGACACAGCGCUUGAUGCAGGAGCCGGUGCCUGGGAUUAAUGCCAUUCCCGACGAGAACAAUGCUCGCUAUUUCCAUGUGAUCGUCACCGGACCCAAUGACUCUCCCUUCGAGGGUGGCGUCUUCAAGCUGGAACUCUUUCUGCCCGAGGACUAUCCGAUGUCGGCACCAAAGGUGCGCUUCAUAACGAAAAUCUAUCAUCCCAAUAUCGAUCGCUUGGGUCGCAUCUGCUUGGAUGUGCUCAAGGACAAGUGGAGUCCAGCGCUGCAGAUUCGCACGAUCCUGCUCUCGAUUCAGGCUCUGCUCAGUGCACCCAAUCCCGAUGAUCCCCUGGCGAACGAUGUGGCCGAACUCUGGAAGGUCAAUGAGGCGGAGGCCAUCCGCAAUGCCCGCGAGUGGACCCAGAAGUAUGCUGUCGAAGACUGAAUCCGUGUCAUCGCCGGCGCCUUAUCAUAGGCAACGUCAACGUGUGCCAGGAAUGGAAAGUUGUUUUUUUUAUAUUUAUUUCAUCGCUUCAUCGAUUAUUCUGUGGAUAUAUCGAUUUGAAUGUUUCUUUGAGCAUCGAUUUGACAGCUUAACUUGAUCAAGUUUUCUAUUUCAGUUAUAAUUUAUUAGGUCUGAGUGUAGGUGUUAAAUUAUUUUGAACUUCUUUUUUAUGAUGAAAUUAGAUUGAAAUAAAAUGCAUGUAUUUAACAUCGACAAAUUUACUUAAUUUAAAUUUCGUUCCAUUCGAUCAAUUAUUGUUUGACACUUGAGCUUUGCCUGGGUUGUGUCUGAGUCCCCCUUGAUAAGCUGAUGAUUUUUUAACCAAACAAGAAGCCUUUAAGCUAUUAGUAAUUUUUGAAAAAAAAAACCAACAACAAAAUCACAAAAAAAUCGAUAAAAAUUCAUAAAUAAAUACAUACAAUAUAUAUUUAUACAAAAAAAAAAAAAGAAAACAAAAAACUAACGUAGUGGCUUGAAUUUGUGAACGUUUCAAGAGCAGUUCUCAAUGAAAAAAUUAUGUACAGUAAAUAAAACAUUUUUUCCACC